This is a messenger RNA of Fomitiporia mediterranea MF3/22, 1458 nucleotides long. RefSeq lists its product as uncharacterized. The coding region runs from base 1 to 1458 and encodes 485 amino acids. NCBI's taxonomy places the organism in Eukaryota, Fungi, Basidiomycota, Agaricomycetes, Hymenochaetales, Hymenochaetaceae. The transcript is spliced from 5 exons. The record is from RefSeq and is a predicted model, not a curated record.
AUGGACGUUGGACGAGGACUUCUGGCUCCGACUCUGCCCUCCUCUUCAUCCCCGCCAUCUCUUCCUGAUAGUUGCUUUCCUACAUCCGUUCAUUAUCAGCCACCACGAAUAAUACAAUAUGGGCACUCGGAGAACCCAGGCACCCCUACCUUGCAAGAACUCGAUCCUCCCGACUUUCCACACGGGAGACAUUAUGAUGAACUGCAAAGUAAAGAAUUGCCCAGUGCAUCUCCUGCACAGCUGGAGGACAGUACUCUCAGGCAAUAUCACAGUGCAUCUUGCCCUCCUGUACUUAUGACAACAUCAAAGAGUUCAUCCAACGGAAAGGCCGUCAACGAGCGAACCCAGUGCUCUGGAAUAACACAGAAGGGGGAACCCUGCAAGCGUUGGACCAGGGCAGAUCUUGCUGGGAAAAAGUGGUACUGUCAUGACCAUAUUCCUAUUUUAACCUCCUCUCCAAUAUGUCAGACAACAUCAAAUAGUUUGUCCAUUGGAAAAGUUGUUGACGAGCAAACCCAGUGCUCUGGAAUAACACAGAAGGGGGAACCCUGCAAGCGUUGGACCAGGGCAGAUCUUGCUGGGAAAAAGUGUUCGUCCAAUGGAAAGGCUGUUGACGAGCGAACCCAGUGCUCUGGAAUAACACUGAAGGGGGAACCCUGCAUGCGUUGGACCAGGGCAGAUCUUGCUGGGAAAAAGUGGUACUGUCAUGACCAUAUUCCUAUUGUAACCUCCUCUCCAAUAUGUCAGACAAAACCAAGGGAUUCAUCCAACAGCAAGGCCAACAAGGAACAUACCCAAUACUCCGUAAUAGCACAAUUGGGAGAAUGCUACAGCCUUCCUGUCAAGGGAGACCCUGUUCUGGAGGCCCUUCAUCCUAACAUUACUGUGGCAGAGUUUGUCAAUUGGCAGACAAUACACUAUUUUAAUCUAAAUAAUGUCUCUGUGGAUUUCUCCAAAUACAUACCCAAUUACCUGCGCCCGGAUACACAAGACGCUCUACGAGCUGAAAUGAUGAAACCACCAACAAAGAGCGAUAGACCAGGUUAUGUCUAUGCUUUGGAAAUGCGAAAUGCAGACACGCAGGAGGAUUCGUCAAGGAACAUGCCAAAUAGCAAACCAUUCGUCUUAAAAGUCGGGAGAACAGUCGACCUUGAUAAGCGACUGAGGAGCUGGAAGAAACAAUGUCACAACAAAGAGCAGUUACUUUGCGGUUGGUGGCCUGGGACGAUUGCAGAUGUAAAUUCUAACCACAAUUUCGAUGACGACAGCGUUGGCAAAAACGAUGACGGAGAGAUGUGUUUGAUAAAGGGACGUGUGAACCCUGGCGAGAAGGGUGCCUUUUGUCAUAAACUGGAGAGGCUUGUACAUAUUGAGCUUGCAGACCUCGUUGUCUAUGAACCAGUCGGCGGGUGCAGGGAUCCCACAGUCGAAUCUCCAAACGCCAAGGAAGUGCGGUAA